GAAAUUAAUGAUUAUAUUCUAUGGUAAGCUAUGAUUAUUAUUAGGCCUAUAUAUCUAAUGGUAGAAAACAUGUAAAGCGCCUUGGAUUUUGAUCCAGGGCUGGUCACGAGGCCUGGGAGUCUUGGGUCAGAGCAGGGGUUGGGGCGCAACCCCCCAGGAGCAGGAAGCUACUGACACGAUGUAUGCUGACUCCACUUCCUGGGUCCUAGACUAUCUCGGUGACCAUCUGUUUAGAAGAAUUUGUGUUUGAUUAUAUGUGGACACCUAAAAAACAAGAAACUGCUGAGUACUGUGCUAUUGUGUGUUUAAGAAGAGGCUGGAAUCUGUUGACGAGAAGUGACUUUGCAAACCCACUCAGGCUGUUGUCGUUGUUGUUUUUCUGCACGAUAAAGUCUUUUGUCAAUUCUUGCUCCGGACCCCUCGUUUUCAUUCUACUCUCUCUCUUGAAUUAGUCUAAGUGUUUUAUAUCUCGGUUAAUCUUCAACAUAUUUGGCGUCGCGAACAGGAGGAAAUAGGGACUCGCCAGCUGCCGGGCCAGAGGACGGGACGCGAACGGAUCAUACGACCAGAGCUCAAGGGUAAGUUGUCUUGCCAUAUAUAGGAUAGAGUCGUUUGAUCUGUUCUUGCCCCGUCUGAACGCCGAGCAGCAGGUAAAGUGUCUCUUCGAUCAAACGAACCGAAAUUAUAGAUAAAUGAGCGAGUGAGAGAUACGGGGGCUCCGGGAGAGAUUGACGUGCGCGCGCACAUAAGCCCUAGGCGCUGUGGUUCUAAAUGACCAAGACGCUGUGUGGUUCCCUAUUUUUGAUACGAGUUGUUGUUAUUUUAAGUUUUGAGGUUUUGGUCAAGUAGACCUAUUAUAAAGUCCUGUGGCUGUAUUCUAGAGGAUCGAAUUAGUGGGAAAGUUCCAAUAGGACAGUAACAGGUCCGCAGGUCGAUUGAAGUGCCUGUUGGAUGUUUGAGAGAAUCACAGAGAGUUGAGUUGGAAUUCAUUGCCGUUGAUGAAUUCAUUUUGUUAUUUUAGAGGUCUGCUUGGGAUGUUGACUGGUGAAUUUCCAUUGUUGGCAUUUUUGAGAAAGCAGAUUCUCGCACUUUUGUUAUUUUAGAGGUCUGCUUGGGAUGUUGACUGGUGAAUUUCUAGUUCCGAUAUUGGCAUUUUUGAGAAAGCAGAUUCUCGCACUUUUGAAUAGAUAAGUUUCUUGUCUGUUGGAAUUCAUUGCCGUUGAUGAAUUCAUUUUUAUUUUAGAGGUUUGCUUGGGAUGUCGACUGGUGAAUUUCUAGUUCCGAUGUUGGCAUCUUCUGAGAAAGCAGACUCUCGCGCUUUUGAAUAGAUGAAGUUUCUUUAUUGGAGUACCGUUUGAGUUGGUAUUUUGAGGAGUCUCUUGUUUGUUCGUGAUCUGGUCGAGUGUUAUGUGUUCAGCCAUUGUUUUGGAAGAAUAGGCUUGUUGUUUGGAGUGCCAUCCGACCGUUCAUAUUUUAAUCAAAAGGCCAGUUUCUACGCUCGGUCAACUUUUUAUUUGUAAUUAAUUACAAACAAUUCGGACAUUUUUCAAUAUAAGAUAAAGAAAUUGUAUGAACCGGCUUAUUGUCUGUAUUUAAGUCGUGUUAGGAUUAAGUUACCUCGGAGGUUUUUACGACCCGGUUCAUUUUUUGUUGUUGUUGAUUCUGUCAUAAAUAAAUUAGGCGGACAGAGAAUAGUUAAUUUGUUUAAAUUUAGUUGAUAAUCAUAAAUAAAUUAGACGGAUAGAGAAAAGUUAAUUUGUUGAAGUAUUGAAUAAAUGUGUAAUCUUCUUUGACAUCGCCGCGCUGACUAACUGCACGUGCACGAGCAAUCACACAGGGGACGAGCAGGAGCCUGCAAAGCAGGGAGGGAGACGAGCGCCGGGGAGGAGUUCACGUUUGUAGCUUAGAGAUAAUAAAGUAUAGAAAAUAACUAGCAGAAUAAACUCAAAUAAAUUGUAUUAAUAAAUAGUGUACUUCAGAAUAGAUAAAUAAAGUAAUAAAGUAAUAAUUAAAAAUGGCACCAACAGCGGUAGAGAUUUUGAGUAGAGACCGUCUAUUGCUCAAAGGUGAGAUGAAAAAGAUCUCUGAGAAUUGGGAAGAAAGGACAGAAGUAGCAGGUACUAUAUGGCCCAUGGGAGGGACUUUUGAUCCAACAAUGUAUCGGGACAUGGAGGUAGUAAUAAGGAGUUACAUAGAUAACAGAAGUGGAAAAACAGCCUUAGCGAAGAAGGACAGGGAAAGGUUAGUGCUAGCUUUGUUCGAAGAGGAGGGAGAGAGGUGGCGCUCAUUACAACGAGUGGCCAGAAAAAUAAUCACAGAGAAAGAAGAGGCUCAACCUUUGCCUCUGAAGCUUGAGCCACCGCCGUACAAACCAAAUAAGAUGUAUCCACUGUUAACUGGCAACGUAGAAAUUAAAGGGGAAGUCACACUAGAUGAAGGAGAUAAUAAGUGUAACACACAGGGGAAUAGGGGCGCACCCAUACACAUGGACUGUUAUGAGGGGAUUAGGAAAGCAAGAGAAGAGUGUAGCAAUGCUGACACUAGUUAUAGUAAGAGUGAGGAUGAGGACGAAGAUGAGACAAGUGGUGAUGAGCACAGUAAUAAAGAUGUGAAAGAUGGUAAUGAGCGAAUUUGCGAAGGGCCUUCUCCUAGAAAGAAAAGGAGAGGAAAAAACACAAAGACGAGGACGAAGUCUCAGAAAAGGCAAACAAAAAAGAGUACUAAACUCAAGGGGGAGGGGUAUAGUGAGAGCCCAGCGACAGAGGAGCCUGGCUGCAGUAUAUCAGUACUAAGCCCCACACCACUCGAGUUAAAUGAGAAACUAAGGAAAUCGCAAAGGGGAAAAAAGGCACCCGACACCCUCCCUGGGAACUAUCCUAUUCUAGUCGAAGGACAACAGGUCCAUUAUCAACCGUGGGGUUCACAGGAAUUGGAGGGAGUCAUUGCUAAACUCCCUAACAUACAUAACGGGGCGUCUAAAUGGAUUAGAACAUUUGAGGAACUCACAGUGGGAAAGCUAAUGGCAGUGGGGGACCUGAAAGCUCUGUUAGCAAGAGUAUUGGGGUUAUCUAAAAUGGAGUUUGUACUGAGGAAUGGAGGGUUGAAUAUACUGGAUGGAAAAUAUGAUAAGACUACACUUGAUCAUUACAGAGUGGCGAUGUGGGCCACACUCAGAAGGGAGUUUCCGACCCAUAUCGAUCAUAAAAACAUGAGAGGUCUCCCUAUCAACGACACAGAGAAUCCUGCAUCCUACCUCCAGGCCCAAGUGGACAGAUGGCGCUUGGAGACGAAUGAGAAUCCUGAGAUCCAUCCUGUGUUUUCGGUCAUGUUCAGAAACUCUGUGAUAGAGAUUCUACCUAGCUCAAUCAAAGCCAAGCUAGAGGAUGUGGUUGGACUGUCUACAUCAGGAUCUCAUAGAAAUUUUAAUGACCAUUUAGUUCAUGCAGUGGAUGAAUAUCGUCAGAAUAAACAAAGAACACAGGAACAAAGCAAAGAGCUCCAGAGGAAGCUAUAUCAGCUUCAGCUGGAAGAUCUCACAAGGAAGGAAAGAGAUAAGAAGAGACAGGCAGGUGUUUUAGAACCAGCUGCAGUAAAUUCGCAAGCCGCCCAGCAGGGCGCACUUCAAAACCAACAUCCACGAUUGGCAUUUUCUCUCCCAGUACAACAGCCUCAGAGCCAACUGUCACCUACUCCACCUGUUACACAUGUGCACAUCCAUAAUUAUGGGAACCCCACAAAUAAAAAUAGACAGAAUCAGCAACAGGGGUCCCAAGGACAGUAUAGAAAUAAUCAACAGCAGGGAUUCCAAGGACAACGCAGAGGUCCUUUAAUAUGUUUUGGAUGCAACCAGGAAGGACAUAUUAAGAAAGAUUGUUUGAUUAACCCUUUUCCACCAAAGCAAGGACAGGGCAACGGUAAUCAGGGGAGGCAGGAUCAAGGGAACUACAACCGGGGACAGCAGGGUCCCUUUAUGGGACAGGGAUACUAGGGGUGCUCAGAGAAUCCACAGGGGGAGGGUCAGCUUGUAGCAAUCACAAAACAAGCUGAUAAGGAACCAAUACUGCAGGUUCUGAUAAAGUAUAGAGGCACGCCAAUGAUGGCCCACACUGGAGCCACUUACACUUGCGUAGGUCCAAAUUAUGCCUCUCACCUCCCCCUGGCAGGAAAAUUCACCAAAAUUUGGGAUUCUCGGAACACACGCAGUUAAUACCUAUGACAGCUCCAAGUCAUAGGUAUAGCUCCAUUCUUAUUCUAAGUUGUAUAUGUGAGUGAGUGAGUGAGUGAGUGAGUGAGUGAGUGAGUGAGUGAGCGAGUGAGUGAGUGAGUGAGUGAGUGAGAAAGAGUUAGCAUUGAGUUGAGAUAGAGGGGACAGAUGAAGUGAUUUGUGAAGAGUGAGACAGAGAAGAGGAAGAGUGUGUAGAUUGGUAACGAGAAGUGGCGGUAAUGGGGAAGGCUUUCCGGUUAGAAUUUUCUUUGGGGACAUUCAUAUCUUUCGAUGGCCUUUUAAGAUUAAUAAUCUAGUUUUGGAGUGUGUCCAAAAAACGAACAAACCAGAAAGGAAAGGAAAGGAUUACUGAAAGUGAAAAUGGUUAUGGAGAUUUAUGAAAGCAAAGGAAGUAGAUAAAGAGAGGUAAAGAGAGUUAGAGAGAAGGAACGUAAGUAAGGAAAACCCGCAGGUGGGGCUGGACAGAGAGACAACAGAGAGAAAGAGACUGAAUUUGCAUUGUACUGAAUAGAUUAUUUGUGCGUUUGGAUGUACUCUGUAUUUGGUCCCUGAAUGUAACCUAUGUCCACUGUUUUAGAGAAAACAUAGAACCACCACUGGGAUUGGUGAUUCUGUGGCUCUUGGAGACUCUGCAUCGCGUCGGAACACCAUGUGGUAUAGAUCAUUACAUCUUGGUACACAGAGCACUGGUGAGACAACAGGUUGGAUCAGAGGGAGAAGGUGUUUGGAGAAGGGAGAGGAAUGUAAAGAAAGCAAAAAGGGCGGAUGCGGACCAACGCAGAGGUAAUAAAUCAGCGGAGAGGAGGCUGGGGGACGGUUUAGCUCAGGAAGUAGAGGGUGUCUUGUAACCGAAUGGUUGCUAGUUCGAUCCCCAUCUCCUCCUAGCUGAGUGUUGAUGUGUCCCUGAGUAAGUUACAUUAGGAAUAAUUAUUUAGACUCAAACAUGAGCAAUUAGCGUUAAAAAUUGUCUGCACACCACACUCCACAGGAGUCAAUGGGUUCAAUGGCGCCAGGGUAAAGUGACUCAUCAAACGAGGAGCGGACCCAACCCAUGGACUCUGCGUGGAUAGGUGGAUGUUAUUUU
Messenger RNA from Gadus chalcogrammus (walleye pollock), 5309 nucleotides. RefSeq lists its product as uncharacterized. Gene Ontology annotation, molecular function: nucleic acid binding; zinc ion binding. Bases 2015 to 3988 code for a protein of 657 amino acids. The transcript is spliced from 2 exons. Lineage: Eukaryota; Metazoa; Chordata; Actinopteri; Gadiformes; Gadidae. The record is from RefSeq and is a predicted model, not a curated record.